AUGGAUUAUUAUGAUGACAGAGAAGAGGAAGUCCAUCCCUCUAAAUCGGCUCUGUAUGAGGAAGAUUACAGCCGUUUCAGAGCUAAGAGACGUGGACCUUCUCCCAGUGCUUUGUCUCUCAGCAGCGACUGGUCUAAGGAUGGACGUGUGGAUUUUCGAGGAAGGGGUCAGCCUACGAGAUCAGAGGUUCCCUCUGUCCUUUCUCCCCAGCAUGAUCCAACAGAGCUGGACUCCAUAUCUAAGCUCCUUGAGGAGAAAAUUGUCUGUUAUGUGAAGGACGAGCUGAAAAAGAUCCAGAAAAUUCUGAGUCUAGACAACCAAGAAUGCUUAGAGAGUAGCGGAGAGGAUGACAAAGUUUUGGACGCUGCAGAGGAGAAGCAGAGGCGGAGCAGCAGAGAGGCUUUUCAAAGGAUCGCUCAGUACUUCCUGAGGAAAAUGAAGCAGGUGGAGCUGGCUGACUGUCUGCUCAACGGAACUGGUGGUGCAAAGUGCAAACGUAAGCUGAAGUCUAACCUGAAGAAGAAGUUCCAGUGUGUGUUUGAGGGGAUCGCUAAAGCAGGAGACCCAACCCUUCUGAAUGAGUUCUACACAGAGCUCUACAUCACAGAGGGAGAGACUGGUGAGGUCAACGAUGAACAUGAAGUUAGAUGGAUCGAAACAACAUCCAGGAAACCAUACAGACCAGAAACAACCAUCAGACAGGAAGACAUAUUUAGAGGCAUACCUGGAAGAGAUGAACCAAUCAGAACAGUGAUGACAAAGGGCGUGGCUGGCAUCGGGAAAACAGUCUUAACACAGAAGUUCACUCUGGACUGGGCUGAAGGCAAAACCAACCAGGACAUCCAGUUCACCUUCCCAUUCACUUUCAGAGAGCUGAAUGUGCUGAAAGAGAGAAAGUUCAGCUUGGUGGAGCUUGUUCAUCACUUCUUCAAUGAAACCAAAGAAGCAGGACUCUGCAGGUUUGAACAGUUCCAGGUGGUGUUCAUCUUUGACGGUCUGGAUGAGUGUCGACUUCCUCUGGACUUCCACAACAACCAGAUCCUGACUGAUGUGAAAGAGUCCACCUCAGUGGAUGUGCUGCUGACAAACCUCAUCAGGGGGAACCUGCUUCCAUCUGCUUGCCUCUGGAUAACCUCACGACCUGCAGCAGCCAAUCAGAUCCCUCCCGAGUGUGUUGACCUGGUGACAGAGGUCAGAGGGUUCAGAGACCCUCAGAAGGAGGAGUACUUCAAGAAGAGAUUCAGAGAUGAGGAGCAGGCCAACAGAAUCAUCUCCCACAUCAAGAUAUCCAGAAGCCUCCACAUCAUGUGCCACAUCCCAGUCUUCUGCUGGAUCACUGCUAAAGUUCUGGAUUACACACUAAAGAGUGAGGAAAGAGAGCUGCCCAGAUCCCUGACUGAGAUGUACAUCCACUUCCUGGUGGUCCAGACCAAAAUAAAGAAAAUCAAGUAUGAUGGAGGAGCUGAGACUGAUCCACUCUGGAGUCCAGAGAGCAGGAAGAUGAUUGAGUCUCUGGGAAAACUGGCUUUUGAGCAUCUUCAGAAAGGAAACCUGAUCUUCUAUGAACCAGACCUGAUGGAGUGUGGCAUCGAUAUCAGAGCAGCCUCGGUGUACUCAGGAGUGUUCACACUGAUCUUCAGAGAGGAGAGGGGACUGUACCAGGACAAGGUGUUCUGCUUCGUCCAUCUGAGCAUUCUGGAGUUUCUGGCUGCUCUUCAUGUCCAUCAGAUCUUCACCAACUCUGGAGUCAACCUGAUGACAGAGAAACCAACGCCAGCUUGGAUCCCUAAAAACGUGAUAGACAAACCAAAGCUUCAUCAUCUCCAUCAGACUGCAGUGGACCAGGCCUUACAGAGUCCAAACGGGCACCUGGACUUGUUCCUUCGCUUCCUCCUGGGUCUUUCACUCCCAGACAAUCAGAUCCUCUUCCAAGGCCUGCUGAGACAGACAGGAAAGAGCUCAGAGGCAAAUCUGAAAACAGUCCAGUACAUCAAGACAAAGAUCAAUGAGAGUGUGUCUGCAGAGAAGAGCAUCAAUCUGUUCCACUGUCUGAAUGAACUGAACGAUUGUUUUCUAGUGAAUGAGAUCCAACAGUCCUUGAGAUCAGGACGUCUCUCCACAGAUAAACUGUCUCCUGCUCAGUGGUCAGCCUUGGUCUUCAUCUUACUGUCAUCAGUAAAAGAUCUGGAUGCAUUUGACCUGAAGAAAUUCUCUGCUUCAGAGGAGACUCUUCUGAAGCUGCUGCCAGUGGUCAAAGCAUCCAACAAAGCUCUGCUGAGUGGAUGCAAGCUGUCAAAAAGCAGCUGUGAAGCUCUGUCUUCAGUCCUCAGCUCCCAGUCCUCCAGUCUGAGAGAGCUGGACCUGAGUCACAAUGACCUUCAGGAUUCAGGAGUUGAGCUUCUGUCCUCAGGACUAAAGAGCCCACACUGCAAACUGGAAACUCUCAAGUUGAGUGGAUGCAACCUGUCUGAGAGAAGCUGUGAAGUUCUGUCUUCAAUCUCCAACUCCGGGUCCUCCAGUUUGAGAAAGCUGGACCUGAAUGACAAUGACUUGCACAAUGCAGGACUGCAGCAUCUGUCUGCUGGGCUGGACAGCCCUCACUGCAAACUGGAAUCUCUCAGUCUGGCAGGCUGUCUGAUCACAAAGAAAGGCUGGGAUUCUCUGCUCUCAGCUCUGAGUUCCAACCCUUCCCAUCUACGAGAACUGGACCUGAGCUACAAUCACUUAAUGAGCUCAAGAACGAAGCUGCUGUUUGAAGUAGUUGAGGAUUCAAACUGUAGACUGGACACUCUCAGUGUGGACCACGGUGGAGAGCACAGGCUGAUACCUGGCCUGAAGAAGUAUUUCUGUGAACUCACCCUGGACUCAGACAUGGCACACAGACGCCUCAAACUGUCAAAAGACAAGAAGACGGUGACUCGGGUGAAAGAGGAUCAGCCAUAUCCUGAUCACCCAGACAGAUUUGACUUCUCUCCUCAGCUGCUGGGCAAAGAUGGUCUGACUGGUCGUUGUUACUGGGAGGUGGAGUGGAGAGGAAGUGUCUAUAUCUCAGUGACUCACGUAGGAAUCAGAAGGAAAGGAGACAGCGCCGACUGUGUGUUUGGACGGAAUGAUCACUCCUGGAGUCUCAUGUGCUCUAAUGUUGGUUUCUCUGUCUAUCACAACAACAGAGAAACUCAAGUUCCUUUCUCCUUGUUCCCUGUCCCUAACAGAGCAGCAGUGUAUGUGGACUGUCCCUCUGGCUCUCUGUCCUUCUACUGCGUCACCCCUGACUCUCUGAUCCACCUCUACACCUUCAACACCACAUCUGCUGAACCCUUCUAUCCCGGGUUUACACUCUGGUCUUAUGAUUCCUCAGUGUCUCUGUGCUCUCUGUGA
Messenger RNA from Cheilinus undulatus (humphead wrasse), 3378 nucleotides. RefSeq names its product NLR family CARD domain-containing protein 3-like. Gene Ontology annotation, molecular function: protein binding. Lineage: Eukaryota; Metazoa; Chordata; Actinopteri; Labriformes; Labridae. The coding region runs from base 1 to 3378 and encodes 1125 amino acids. The transcript has 10 exons. The record is from RefSeq and is a predicted model, not a curated record.